Molecule: messenger RNA, 3257 nt
Organism: Numida meleagris (helmeted guineafowl)
Lineage: Eukaryota; Metazoa; Chordata; Aves; Galliformes; Numididae
Gene: RNF123
Product: ring finger protein 123
Cellular component (GO): cytoplasm
Molecular function (GO): ubiquitin-protein transferase activity
Source: RefSeq, a predicted model, not a curated record
GGAAGCUGGUGGAGAAAGAUGCAUCCAUGUGGCAGCUGCAGGGAGAACCCACAGUGCUGAUUACAUUAGCCCACAUCUUCAACUAUUUCUCCCCUCUUAUGUGCAAGGUGUACCUGGUGGAAGAGGUGCUCAUGACCUUCCUGUUGAGCAUCCUGGAGCGAGGAGGGGCGGUGGAGGCCCAUCCCCUUAUUCAGCAGCUGCUGGAUCUCAUGUGGCUUCUCAUGGAGGAAUAUGAAGUGCACGAGUGCCUCAAGCAGCUACUGAUGUCACUGCUGCGGGCUUACAGGUUCUCUCCUAUCAUCCCAGACCUAGGAUUACAAAUUCACUACCUCAGGCUCACCAUUGCAGUCUUGAAGCAUGAGAAAUCCAGGAAAUACCUCCUCAGCAAUGUUCUCUUUGAUGUGCUCCAUUCAGUCGUGUUCUUCUACAUUAAGAGCCCACUGCGUGUGGAGGAGGCUGGUUUGCAGGAGCUCAUUCCCACCACGUGGUGGCCAAACCGUUUCACCAAGGAGGGCAAGGAGAGUAAGGAGGUGAAGGAGGAGAGUGCUGAGGAAAGGCUGAGGCGGCGGGCGUAUGAAAGAGGCUGCCAGCGGCUCAAGAAACGCAUUGAAGUGGUGGAAGGUCUCCAGGUUCAGAUUCUGAAGCUCCUGCUGAACAACAAGGACAGAGGAGGGGGGGAAGCUUCCAGAUAUAUCUUCCUGAACAAAUUCCGCAAGUUUCUUCAGGAAAAUGCUAGCAACAGGGGGAACUUGACUGUGUUGUGCCCACCAGAGUACAUGGUGUGCUUCCUGCACCGGCUCAUUGCUGCCCUGCGUUUCUUCUGGGAUGGCCACAGGGCCAAGGCACCUGCCGCGCAGAGCAGUGAAGAGGCAUAUGUCCCUCCCCAACUCUUCUAUAAUGGGAAGGUGGAUUAUUUUGACCUUCAGCGACUCGGAGGUCUCCUGUCUCAUCUCAAGAAGACUCUGAAAGAUGACCUGGCUGCAAAAGCCAAUGUCCUAAUUGACCCUACGGAGCUGCAGGCAGUGACUAUGGAUGAUCUUGAUGAAGAUGAGGAAUCGGCAACAUCAGCAGCACAGUCUCAGCGUCCCUCUGCCACCCUAGCCAUUGGAGGAGCUCUUGCCAGACCUGGCUGGCUUAGCUCUCCCACCCUGGGCCGCGCCAACCGUUUCCUCAGCACAGCGGCCGUCAGCCUAAUGAACCCACGGCGGCCUCUUGGUACCCUUGAGAAGGUCAAAGUACGCACUCUAAGUGUGGAGCAGCGCACAGAGGAGGACAUUGAAGGCAGCCAUGGAAAUGAGGGUCUCUUACUGGGGAGACCUCCAGAGGAGCCAGACCAGCCCAUCACAGAGAACUCCCUCCUGGAAGUCCUGGAUGGGAUAGUGAUGAUGUACAACCUCAGUGUCCACCAGCAGCUUGGGAAGAUGGUUGGUGUGUCAGAUGAUGUGAAUGAGUAUGCUAUGGCACUGAAAGACACAGAGGAAAAAAUCAGCCGCUGCCCAAAGAGAAGGAGAGACAUCCAUGAGGAGCUGCUGAAGAGCCAGAAGGUCUUCUCUGAGAAACUCAAUCACCUAAGCCGACGCCUUGCCUGGAUAAAUGUCACCAUCUAUUCAAAGGAGAAGAUGCAGGAUAUCUACUGGCUGCUGAGAGUGUGCAUCCGCACCAUUGAGCAUGGUGACAGGACAGGCUCGCUUUUCGCUUUCAUGCCAGAGUUCUACCUCAGCGUGGCUAUGAACAGCUACAGCGCACUCAAGAACUACUUCAGCCCUGUCAAUAGCAUGGAGGAACUUCCAGGCUAUGAAGAAACCCUGAUGCGCCUCGCUGCCAUCCUGGCCAAACACUUUGCUGACUCAAGGAUCGUGGGCACAGACAUCCGGGACUCCCUGAUGCAGGCGCUGGCCAGCUAUGUCUGCUAUCCCCACUCACUGCGUGCUGUAGAGAGGAUCCCAGAAGAGCAGCGGAUCUCCAUGAUGAAGAACCUCCUGGCUCCCUACGAGCAGCGGCCCUGGGCGCAGACCAACUGGAUCCUCGUCAGGCUGUGGCGGGGCUGUGGCUUCGGGUACAGAUACACGCGGCUCCCACACUUGCUGAAAACCAAGCCUGAGGAUGCCAGCCUCCCCAGCCUGCAGAAGCCAUGUCCCUCCACCCUGCUGCAGAGGCACAUGGCAGACCUGCUCCGCAGCGACCGUGACUUGGCUCCCAGCUUCCUCAACAGCGUCCUCAACCAGCUGAACUGGGCUUUCUCCGAGUUCAUUGGCAUGAUUCAGGAGAUCCAGCAGGCUGCAGAGCGCUUGGAAAGGAACUUUGUGGACAGCCGGCAGCUGAAGGUGUGUGCCACGUGCUUCGACCUGUCGGUCAGCCUGCUCCGGGUGCUGGAGAUGACCGUCACUCUGGCCCCCGAGAUCUUCCUGGACUGGAAUCGCCCAUCAUCGGAGCUGCUGCUUCGGAGGCUCGCCCAGCUCUUGAACCAGGUGCUGAACCGUGUGACAGCUGAAAGAAAUUUGUUUGACAGAGUGGUCAACCUCCGUCUGCCAGGGUUGGAGAGCGUGGACCACUACCCAAUCCUUGUAGCUGUGACGGGAAUACUGGUCCGGCUGCUGGUGGACACUGAUGCUCAGGGGGCUGAGCGUGCAACAGCGGUGCUGCUGGCAGACCCCUGCUUCCAGCUGCGCUCCAUCCAGUACCUGCUGGGCCAUGCGGAACCCGCAGCCAUGGCAGCAGCUGCUCCGGCCACAGAGAAACGCCACUUCUCCCUGAGCACAUACACUGAGUACAUCAGUGCCGAGGAGCUGUCCAAGGUGGACAAGAUGCUGAGCCACCUGAGCGAGGAGUCCAAGCAGGCGGCUGCCACCACGCUGCCCACCAGCGAGGAGGACCUGUGCCCCAUCUGCUACGCACACCCCAUCUCUGCCAUCUUCCGGCCCUGCUCACACAAGUCCUGCAAAGCCUGCAUCAACCAGCACCUGAUGAACAACAAGGACUGCUUCUUCUGCAAGGCCACCAUCACGGGGGUGGACGACUUCACCAAGCCGCCCAGCUCCUAGCGCCCGGCCCUGCACGUGGGUCUGUCCCCGGCACAGGGCAGGGGCUGCAGGGAGGGAGGGGCCGUUCUCAGGGAGGGGAGCGCGAGGCCUCGUCCCCACAGCAGCCCCGCGUGUGGUGAGCGCUGCCUGGGGCCGGGCUGUGUGUUUGAGCUCUGUGACUUCGCCCCUGGCUGGGGGCUGACUUCAUGAAAUGCAGCAUUAAAUUAUUCUUCCUUA